GUUUGCGUCACAUGUUGGCUGAGGCCGAGACGGAGGCACGUGACCCGGAAACCGAGUUAGACAUCAAGAGACAGCCUGGGAGCGCUGGAGACAGCCCUGCACGCAGAGACAGCCUGGAGCUGGCCUCAGAGACGGAAUGAGAAAAGAGACUGCGUCAACCAACCGAGACAGUCUUCUCCACUCAGAUAUCAGCGUGUGGGACUGGUUUACACUUUCUGCUGACAUAUUGUAUUAACCAGGCGGCCUGACAGCCAGGAGGACACUGAGUGAGAGACAGCCAGGAGGACACACUGAGUGAGAGACAGCCUGGAGGACACACUGAGUGAGAGACAGCCAGGAGGACACACUGAGUGAGAGACAGCCAGGAGGACACUGAGUGAGAGACAGCCAGGAGGACACACUGAGUGAGAGACAGCCAGGAGGACACACUGAGUGAGAGACAGCCAGGAGGACACACUGAGUGAGAGACAGCCAGGAGGACACACUGAGUGAGAGACAGCCAGGAGGACACACUGAGUGAGAGACAGCCAGGAGGCACACUGAGUGAGAGACAGCCAGGAGGACACACUGAGUGAGAGACAGCCAGGAGGACACACUGAGUGAGAGACAGCCAGGAGGCCACACUGAGUGAGAGACAGCCAGGAGGCCACACUGAGUGAGAGACAGCCAGGAGGCCACACUGAGUGAGAGACAGCCAGGAGGCCACACUGAGUGAGAGACAGCCAGGAGGACACACUGAGUGAGAGACAUCCAGGAGGACACACUGAGUGAGAGACAGCCAGGAGGACACAAUGAGUGAGAGACAUCCAGGAGGACACACUGAGUGAGAGACAGCCAGGAGGACACACUGAGUGAGAGACAGCCAGGAGGACACACUGAGUGAGAGACAGCCAGGAGGACACACUGAGUGAGAGACAGCCAGGAGGACACACUGAGUGAGAGACAGCCAGGAGGACACACUGAGUGAGAGACAGCCAGGAGGACACACUGAGUGAGAGACAGCCAGGAGGACACACUGAGUGAGAGACAGCCAGGAGGCCACACUGAGUGAGAGACAGCCAGGAGGCCACACUGAGUGAGAGACAGCCAGGAGGCCACACUGAGUGAGAGACAGCCAGGAGGCCACACUGAGUGAGAGACAGCCAGGAGGCCACACUGAGUGAGAGACAGCCAGGAGGACACUGCUACAUCACUGAGACUGCCUCACUGAGGGAGAGACAGCCAGGAGGACAAUGCUACCUCACUGAGACUGCUUCACUGAGGGAGAGACAGCCAGGAGGACACUUCUACCUCACUGAGACUGCUUCACUGAGGGAGAGACAGCCAGGAGGACACUUCUACCUCACUGAGACUGCCUCACAGAGUGAGACAGCACUGGUACCUCACCGAGACUGCUUCACUGAGUGAGAGACAGCCAGGAGGACACUGCUAUCCUGCAGCCCAGCUUACUCACAGAGACUGCUUCACAGAGUGAGAGACAGCCAGGAGGACACUGCUACCUCACAGAGACUGCUUCACUGAGGGAGAGACAGCCAGGAGGACACUGCUAUCCUGCAGCCCAGCUCCCUCACAGAGACUGCUUCACUGAGGUAGAGACAACCAGGAGGACACUGCUAUCCUGCAGCCCAGCUCCCUCACUGAGGUAGAGACAGCCAGGAGGAAACUGCUAUCCUGCAGCACUGGUACUUCACUGAGACAGCCAGGAGGACACUGCUACCCUGCAGCACUGGUACCUUACACAGAGACAGCCUCACUGAGAGACAAUCAGGAGGACACUGCUAUCCUGCAGCACUGGUACUUCACAGAGACUGCUUCACUAAGAGACAGCGCUGGUACCUCACAGAGACUGCUUCACUAAGAGACAGCGCUGGUACCUCACAGAGACUGCUUCACUAAGAGACAGCGCUGGUACCUCACAGAGACUGCUUCACUAAGAGACAGCGCUGGUACCUCACAGAGACUGCUUCACUAAGAGACAGCGCUGGUACCUCACAGAGACUGCUUCACUAAGAGACAGCGCUGGUACCUCACAGAGACUGCUUCACUGAGUGAGACCGCACUGGUACCUCAGAGACUGCUUCACUGAGUGAGACUGGUACCUCACAGAGACUGCUUCAAUUAAUAAGAGACAGCCCAGCUCCCUCACAGAGACUGCUUCAAUUAAUAAGAGACAGCCCAGCUCCCUCACAGAGACUGCUUCAAUUAAUAAGAGACAGCCCAGCUCCCUCACAGAGACUGCUUCAAUUAAUAAGAGACAGCCCCGCUCCCUCACAGAGACUGCUUCAUUUCAUAAGAGACAGCCCUGAGACUGCUUCAUUUCAUAAGAGACCCCGCUCCCUCACAGAGACUGCUUCAUUUCAUAAGUCCCUCACAGAGACUGCUUCAUUUCAUAAGAGACAGCCCCGCUCCCUCACAGAGACUGCUUCAUUUCAUAAGAGACAGCCCCGCUCCCUCACAGAGACUGCUUCAUUUCAUAAGAGACAGCCCCGCUCCCUCACAGAGACUGCUUCAUUUCAUAAGAGAGAGCCCCGCUCCCUCACAGAGACUGCUUCAUUUCAUAAGAGAGAGCCCCGCUCCCUCACAGAGACUGCUUCAUUUCAUAAGAGACAGCCCCGCUCCCUCACAGAGACUGCUUCAUUUCAUAAGAGACAGCCCCGCUCCCUCACAGAGACUGCUUCAUUUCAUAAGAGACAGCCCCGCUCCCUCACAGAGACUUUUUCCUGCAGUGAUAUAGUCCAGCUUACUCAUAGAUUGGUUCCUGCAAUGAGAGGCCCUCAAUGCAGUGAGACGCUUCAGUUCACUCAUGUAUACUGCUUGCUGCAAUAAUGCAGUCCACUUCACAUUUAGAGACUGCUUUCUAAAUUAGACAGACCUGCCCAGUUACAAAGUCUGCUUGUUGGAGUGAGCCUGAUCUGCGCACAGAUAAAACCUGGAGUGAGACAGUCCUGCUCACUGAUAGACUUGCCUGUUAGUGAGGCAGCGUGCUACCAGAAAUUUAGAGACAGGCUGUCAGACAGAAGCUGUCUGAUGACUUUAGUAUUUGCCAUCAAGCUGCUAUAUACUCCCCCUUGCAGCACACAUUACAUUCUGGCACAAAACUGACCACGUGAAAUCAGCAUUGCACUAAUACUGAAUGAUACUGCUGAAGACCUUAUGCUGGUGAGAUAUUCUGUGAUUCAAAUGUUGCAAGUGUGACCACACAUUGUGAAUUACCAGCAGAUUGACUAUUUUGUGUGUUUGAAAAGACUUCAAAUGUAAGGAUGAUAGUGCAAAAACUACAUGAGUGAUAGCCUAGGGGGUAGAAAGACUUGUCCAGGCCGGACAAAACUGCAUUGCGAUAAUUUUUAUAAAAAAAAAUUUAUUUUAUUUUUUUUAAAUCACCAUUUUGGACAAAACAGCAUAGAAUACAUGGAUACAAUGGACAUAUCUUUUGGAAAGUUGGAAUGGCGACAGUAAAAUACUUCUGAUCAUACAGUGAGCAUACAUGGGGUUUGAAAGGGCCAUGGAGUGAGAUAUGACCACUUACUGGGUUUUCCAAAGCAUUGUAUUUUCAGAACCGUGUAAGUAAUACCCAGUUGUUAAAUAUCCUAUGUGUUCCAGCACCUGCCAUGCACUGAGUCAUUGAAGCUGCAAGUUCUCUUAUUCUGUAUGAAUUAAAAUGGCAUCAGUAGCUGGAUAAGUUUUGUUGCUAUGGAAAUGCCUGGGACUUUAGAGAACGCAGAAUUGCCCCUCGAGGGGCCACCCCACAGGUCAGAAUAUGCAGAUGAGGAGAAUGAAGUCACAUCAUGCCCUACAAACGAGACCACAGGAGAUGAAAUGUGUUGCAAUCCUCACAUAAAACCAGAUGGUAAUACAGAAUCUGAUCUGGUACUCCCUGAUGGGAAGAGACCCUUGGAAAUUACAGAUGUAGUGCUGGAAACAAGCUCAGUGGCUGAACUGAAAGUUGAUAGCAAUAAAGACUCUCCGUCUACUGUGGAUGGUAGCAAGAAACAAGAGUCUUCCACUUUCCAAACUUCAAGUAGUCAGAAUUUGGAAAUUCCACCUGAUGACAGGACCCAUCUGGUUUCUCAAACUAAAGCAACGGGACAUGGUGAUGGAGGGGAGGGGAUUGAAAUGUGCACGUUAUCCACUGGAAAAGUAGACCAAGGAAAGAAUGGGAAUGGGACUAAGGAUGGAGGUGCACCAGAAGAAGAGAAUGGCCGUAGUAAACAGGGGCCCAAAAGGGUUACCUUCCCAUCUGAUGAUGAUAUUGUAUCGGGAGCCCUAGAACCAAAAGACCCCUGGAGGCAUGGUGAGAAAUGCUGCUAGAUAUAAUGGUUCUUUAUAAAUAUCUUAUUCCCUUCAGUCCUGUAUUCCCUGUUUCAUAUUAGUUACGUCCCAUACACAGUUUUCCAUAGUCUCCCUAAAUUAGGCUUAGUUUGGGAAGUGAAGUGCAGUUUGAAGGCCAAGUAGCUGUACUAGGAAAAAGAAAAUCGCAAAUUAGGCUUAAUUUUUUUUCUAGCUUUGAUAUUUUGGCUUACAAUGUGCAAUUUACUUGUCAAUUUUUUUUAUAUAAUUUCAGGUUAAUGAGGAAAUCCCUGAUGUAAGAAUCUAAACCUUUUUUAUUAAAGACAUUUUGGGUUUCUUGAGAUCUCGUUCCAGUCAUGGUUACAAACUGCCCCGCAGAUUAUUGCUAAUAGUUUAUCUCUGAUGUUAAUAACACAGACACCAAGGGGUUAAAGCAACCAUUAGUUACCACUUACAACAGAGCAUUUCGGUUUCUUACUUUUGUACAGUCCAUUAUCUAAAACUGAAACCGUAUACGAUCGGCCGCUGGGUUGAUCAAUUAUAUAUCAGGCCAUCUGAGCACUAAUAAGUUAUUAAUUAAUGUGACUUGCUAGUUUUGGUUUAACUCGAAGGUGCAGCUUUACGGUAUAAGCAGACAGUUCUAAGUUAAGAUAUUCUUAACUGUAGUUCUUUUUAUUUGAUGUUUAGUACAUAUGACUUUAUUCUCUUAAAUCACCGUGAAUGUACCCUGUAUAUCCCCUCCACCUGGGCAAUUUGGUAUGAGGAUGUAAAAUAUCCUUUUAAUUGUGGAUCAUGCUAAUAAUGAGCAGACCUUUACUAUUGCUUGAAUCCUCGCUAGCUAGACAGUCCAGCGAUGCCCCCAUGCAUCUAAUCAUUGUGGCACCAUGCCCCAGAUGCCUGUUGCCAUAGGGCACUAUUACCGGGUUGUACUGCAUGUACUAGGUUAUUGCUAAAUGCUUUAGGGCACGUGGCAGUGCAGUUCUGUGCUCAUAGCUAUAUGAAGAAAAACAAUAACCUGAUGUUUUAGUAGAUUGGUUACACAAAGUGUAUAAAUGACCCUAGCCUGGAUAAAUAUUUUGCGGAGAGUCAAAUAUAUACUUUUAUGUAGUAGUUUGUUUGGUUUUUUUUUUGUGGCGAUUGCUGUUAUAUUGUGGACUAUGUAUAAAAGGUGUGUGUUCCGAAAAGUGGUGCAGACAUGAAAAUGGAGCGGAUUAGCAAAGUAAACUGCCUGCGCGGCCCACUGGUUUCCAUAGAGACUUAACCCUUUUUAGUAAUUUAGACCACUUUUCAGAAUACGACUUUAAAAAAAAAAUAUAUAUAUAUAUUUUUUUUAAUUAUUAUUAUUCUUAACCUUGCAAUGACUGCACUGUAACUUGUAAUGUAUUGCACUAGUUGUAUAGCUAUUAUUAUAAGCAAAACUGUGAAAGUUUUUUUUAACAUUUUUUUUGUUUUUCUUAAUUUUAUUCAUACUUACCUCUGUGUUGUUUCUAGACAUAGGGUUUCAGAAGACAGUCCGGUCUACCCUUGGAAGCAAUAUAUAAUCCGUAUGAGUGCCCUUAAUGAGGGAGCCUGAAAGAAUGGUUUGAAAAUAAGGGUCACUCCACAGCGCCAAAAAUAAAUAAAUAAAAUAAAUCACUAUUUAUUACAUAUACACUCAGUGAAAACAUGAGUGUCUUCAAUUAUGUUUUUUAUUUUCCCAUUAGGGUUAUAAUCUAUAAAAGCUGUAGAUCUCUUGUCUGCAGCCUUUGCAAGCCUUCCCCUUUUUCACCGGUACACACUUUCUGUGGCUGGCUGCCCAAUCACAGACUUUCCAAAGCAGCUCAAUGAGAGCCUUUGCAAGGCAGGUGCUAUGGGCAAUUGUCUUUGUGUUGCAUUCAGCUUCACUGAGCUAAACAAUUAGGAACUACCAUGGCCAGUUGUCCGAUUGGCAACCAGGGUGGUGUAACAAGUUUUUAUUUAUAAAAAUGUCAAAUUUUUUUUUUUUUGAAAUAAGAUAUUAACAGGAACAUUAUAGUUUAAGGAAUACUAAACUGUAUUCCUAACUCUAUUGUGUCCCUUUGCCCCUCCCCUCCAUGUAAAAAGUUUAAAAUACAAAAAAAAAAAAAACCUUUAAAGGGACACUAUACUCACCAGUGCAACUACAUGUAUUCCUGACCCUAUAUUGUUAACACGACCAUCUAGCCCCUCAUGCCUCCAUAAAUAUAGUAAAAAUCUUACUGUAUUCAAGCUUGAAGCUGUAAAUCUGCAUGCUGUUAGACUCAGGAAAAACAAGCAGUCUGCUGACAUCAGAAGUGGUAGCCUGAUCCAAUCACAGUGCUUCCCCAUAGGAUUGGCUGAGACUGACAAGGAGACAGAUAAGGGGCAGAGCCAGCAUGAUCCAAACAAAGCCCUGGCCAAUCAGCAUCUCCUCAUAGAGAUGAAUGGAAUCAAUUAAUCUCUAUGAGGAAAGUUCCGUGUCUGCAUGCAGUGGGAGGAGAUACUGAAUCACAGGAUGCUGUGCACAGUGCUGCCCUGUGCUCUGCUGACAGCAGAUCUGAGUGGAUGGAGGCAUAUUAUGCUUCCAUGAACACCGAAGUCCCACUUUUUCACUCUAAGCGACUGGAGGUGUUCGUAGCUUUCAAUGUAAACACUGUACUUUCUCAGAAAAUAGUGUUUACAUGAGAGAGGCUGCAGGGAGCUAUAGUUCUCACCUGAACAACCUCAUUAAGCUGAAGUUGUUCAGGUGACUAUAAUGUCCCUUUAAAUACUUACCUGAUUACACCGUCCAUGUCCAUUACUCUUUUAUUGGUAUAUCUAGUGAGAAGUCUUCUGCAGGGUCCUUGUGCCCCAUGGUUAAAGGAACAUUUCAUUAAAAUAUAUAUAUAUAUAUAUAUAUAUAUAUAUAUAUAUAUAUAUAUAUAUAUAUAUAUAUAUAAUUAUUAUUUUUAUUUUUUUUAUUUUUUUAUAGUACAUAUCCCAAAUAAAACAUGUAUGUAAUUUGUUUUGUAUAUUUUCUUUUGGGGUACAUGAAACUUGGUUUGCGGUAGCUUUAUAUAUAGCCUCUGCACCUAAUGCAAGCCUUCCCCUUCUUACCCAGCACAGACUUCCUAAUGCAGUUUAAUGAGAUCUUUGCAAGGCAGGUGCUCUGGGCAAUUGCUGCCAUUUGAGUUUAGCUCCACUGAGCUAAAAAACAAACCAGGAAGUAACAGGACCAGCUGUCUGUGUGACAUCUAGGGGGUUGUAACAAGGUUUAUUCAUAAAAGUGUUUGAUGCUUGCUCCUGGGGACUCAUGGAAGCAUAACCACCACUGCAGUUUUGUCGUUAUGAUGCUUAAAGUUUCCCUUUAAAUGACCAUGAUUUAUUACCUGGUUGGUGACAAUCCUGGAACUUAAAAUGUGGUCAUUUUGUGUCUUUAAUUUGUUUUUGCAUAAUUUGAAAUCCUUAUGUAUAUAUUAAAAUAAAUGUCCAUUGCAAACUAAAGUAUCCUUUAAAAAUACCAUCAGUGUCAGAUGAUGAACAUGCCUCUAAUAUUUUUGUUUUGUUUUCCUGUCCAUGGAAGUAGACAUUCAAAAAAAAAUGAGACACUGAAUGUCAGCGCUGCACACCGUGCAACACUGCCCCAGAAGGUACCCAUAGUAGCCUUCUGAGGAGUGGCCAGUUGAGUUAGGCUGUAAUGUAAACAUUGCAUUUUAUCUGAAAAUACAGUGUUUACUGAAAAAAGCCUGAAGGUAAUGAUUCUACUCACCAGAACAAAUUCAAUAAGCUGUAGUUGUUCUAGUGACUGUAGUGUCCCUUUAAAGGACCACUAUAGUGCCAGGAAAACAUACUCGUUUUCCUGGCACUAUAGUGCCCUGAGGGUGCCCCCACCCUCAGGGACCCCCUCCCGCCGGGCUGGAUGGCGAGGAAAGGGGUUAAAUUUACCUUUAUUCCAGCGCCAUGCGGGCAGCUCUCAUCCUCCUCUCCGCCUACGAUCCUCCUCUUCGGCUGAAUGCGCAUGUGCGGCAAGAGCUGCGCGCGCAUUCAGCCAGUCUCAUAGGAAAGCAUUUACAAUGCUUCCCUAUGGAUGCUUGCGUGUUCUCACUGUGAUUUUCACAGUGAGAAGCACGCAAGCGCCUCUAGCGGCUGUCAAUGAGACAGCCACUAGAGGAUUUGGAGGCUGGAUUAACCCAUUUAUAAACAUAGCAGUUUCUCUGAAACUGCUAUGUUUAUUAAAAAGGGGGUUAAUCCUAGAGGGACCUGGCACCCAGACCACUUCAUUAAGCUGAAGUGGUCUGGGUGCCUAGAGUGGUCCUUUACGGAAGCUUUUGUUGAGACACUAAAGUACAAUGACUUCCUGGUAUGUUUCGCCUCUCUUGGUAUUGUUUUCUUAUGUGAUAUGUUGCUAAUAAUUUUAUAAUCGGUUAAUAAUUAUUAUUAUUUUUUAUUUUUUAUUUUUUUAAGCUAAAUGCGUGUCCUAGUUUUUAAAGGAAUGCUUGUUGGGGUGGGGGUUGGAGGGUUAACUUUCUUUGUUUAAUGUAUUUUAUGGUUUAUUCAUUAUCAGAUUUUUUUUUUUGUAUUAAAAAAAUUGUAGAUCUGUCUCUCAUGCAGGUGUUCCCUAGGCUAGAGUCAGCCUACUUUGAUGCUCUUUGCAUUUAAAGUGUCCUUGUGCUCCCAGCCAGUCAUGAUUUCCAUUGAACAAUUCACACAUACGUUUGGUGUGUUCACCCAAGUAUGAUCUGCGCAUACUUACACCAUACAGAAACAAUUGCUUGCAUGAAUGAAUGGAAACUAACUAACUGAACCCUGGCCUCUGCAUUCACAUCCAGUCUGAUGUAUCAAAAACAAAAAAUGUCAUAGAUAAGAGUUAUGUUGACAGAAGAAAUGUCUACAACUAUUUUGCGUUUGCUACAUAAGUGGGGGGGUCGGGGAUAAAAUAAAUUCUUACAUGCCCGUAAAUAGUGCCAGGAAUGUCCCUUUGUUUUGUAGAGUUUGUGAAUGGGCCAGAUAAUAUCAUGUGAUUUGUUGACCUCACAUGUCUGAUCAGCUGAGCAAUUCUCAGUGUCGCAAUUCGCCCCCCCCCCCUCCUAAUUCUGUAAAAGCUUUCUCUAAAGUUUGCUUUAACGCAGCUUUUGCUGUCCAAACAAUACAUUGAUUUACACAGUUCUUUUAACAUGUAAAGUUGCCUUCUUAAGUACACAGACACCAUGCAGGAAACGUAGGGGUCAGAUCGCAGAAGGUUUGCAUAAGAUAUAAAAUAUGCAUAUUUAAUGUUACUAUUUCACCUAUACACUUAACACAUAAUCUGCACCUAAAUGUCAUGUUAGCUCAUGCCUAAUAUAUAUAAUUUUUUUUCUUCCCAGACUUUGCCAGAGGGGCCUAUCUCUCUGUUUUAUAUAUGUAUGUGUUACAGACCAGAAGAACAACAUGUACUAAACUUCAAAGCCCUGUACAUACCACCAUAAAUAGCAACAGGACUAUUGCACCAGAGAGGAACUCUGUGACCGGUCCAUCCCAUUUACCCAUUGUGAAAACUAGAUUUACUUACUAAUUCUGGGUAGCCUUAUGCACAGCACACGUUCUUCCUUUACCUUGCUAAUCUUUACUAUUACUUCUAAUGGGCUAUUUCAGCUACCCCUUUAUCAAUCACUGUUGCCUUUUAUUGCUGUCCUGUGUUUAUUUUCUGCGUUUUUUUUAUUUUAUUUUUUUUAUUUUUUUUAAAUCACUGUUGCCCUUUAUUACUUCCUGUCUAAGACUGAUUCAGGUAUUUGCUGCCCUUUAUAUAUUACUGCUUCUGCUUGAAGGCUAAUCAAUUUAUCUACUACUUUAAAGUAGUAUAUAUAUUUUUUUCUUACUAUUGUCUUCAAUCUUUCAACUUCUUUUUAUUGAAAUUUUGUCCCCUUUCUAACCGUUUGAUAUUGAACAUUUAACUAUUGGAUAUGUGCAAAAAUGUACUGACACAAUGUUACACAUUCCUGAUUGGAUCAGUACCUUACUCCAAUAAACGGAUGGAACCAGGAUAAAAUACCUUCGAUUGUAAAACAUUCAUGUUAAUUCCAUAAAAGACAUUCUAUUUGAAAUGCAGCAAAUUCCUCUAAUACAGUGGUUCCCAACCCAGUCCUCAAGUUCCCCACUAAAAGACCAGGAUUUGGAAAUUACCCAGUUGUGUGUAAGGUGUUUUUUAGAAAAAAGGGAAAAAAACUCUUUAGACAACAGGGUAAUCUCUAAAUCCUGGACUGGUAGGGGGUACUUGAGGACUGGCUUGGGAUCCUCUACUCUAAUCUACUCCCAGUAUGUUUUCUCAAUCCUGGAUAUGACUGAGAUUUCCCAGCUAAAUUAUGGACUACCAUUGCCCUAAGGCAUUGGCUCUAAUAUGAUCUUGGAUUUGGCAAAGUGACCCCGAAUUUAGUUUGGAAGAUUAGUUCAGUAACUCAUCAAGUGCUAUAUUCGAAACAUGAGAACACCUUCAUAAGACUGUACUCCGUAUCAUAGGUGUCUCCACUUCCAUGUAAAAAGCACAGCUACUGCAGUAGAUCUCAGUUGCCUGUAGCCCAAUGAACAAUGUGUCUGUUCCUAUCAGUGAUAACCCACUAGAAUUAAAUGUCUCCUUACAUUCGGGUCCCAGUGGAAGGGUUAAAAAACCAUUGUUUUAACUUCUAAGACAAAUCAGUGAUGUUGUAUGACAAUGUAUGCAUGCUAAUUUAUGAGCAGCAUUACAACUCUUGAAAUAAGUUAAUAACACCUGCUUGUGGAAAUUUAAUUGGAGCUGAUGAUAUCCUGCGUUCACUUGUACUUGUUUCUCACAUUCAUAUUAUUUCAUUUUUGUUACAAGCCCCUAAGAUAUAGUUUGUGGCCCCUAUAAUGAAAUAAAUUAGGACAUCCCACUGGCUGUCAAACUGAAACCCAAGAGGGUUUCCUCUCUCAGUACAAGAAAACUGUAGUUCUCUAGAUAGUGAGAUUUCUCUGCUGGCUGUUUUGUUACUCCUCAAAUAGGUUUAUUUAUUGAACAGUGAGUUGGCAACUGAUUUUAUGCCAAAUAAAAUGUUGGAAAGAUUUAACUACUCUUCUGCAUUGUAACUGCAUCCUUAUCAGUUGAUUGUCAACAUUCCACAACUACAUGUUGUGCUUUAACAAAGCCUGUAAACAGGUUUCAGAGAGCGAAGACAAAAUUGUAUUAUUGUAUAUAUUUUAAUCUGUAGUUUCUGCUGGUUCCAAGACGGGACUUAAAGGGUCACUAUAGGCACCAGAACAACUACAGCUUAUUGUAGUAGUUUGGAUGAGUAUAGUCAGUCCCUGCAGCCUUUUUGCUGUAAGCGCUGCCUUUUCAGAGAAGAGGCAGUGCUUUCAUUGCUUCCUAGGAACACUUCUAGUGGCCACUACUCAGUGGCCCCUAGAGGUGAUUCCUGGGUCAAUGCUGCACACUGUGCAGCUCUGAUGUUCUGUGUCUCCACGCUAUGCAUGGAGAUGCGGAACUUUCCCCAUAGAGAUGCAUUGAUUUGAUGUUGAUUGUCCAGGGCGGCAUUUGGCUCUGCCCCCGUCCUGCCUGCUUGACAAUCUCAGCCAAUCCAAUGCUUUUCCUAUGGGAACAAUUCUUACGUUGGCCAAGGAGGCAGACCGGGGUCAGAGCCAGCGCCAGCAGAUCUCCAUGGCGCUGGAAAUAAGGUACGUUUUCUUACCUUUUUAAGGGGGGCAGGCCACCUAAAUGAUGGUUUUAAAACUAUAUGGACAGGAAUACGCGUUUCCUUUAAUAUAUUAUUCAUUGAGAACAUAUACUAUUAAACCCUGCUCAUCAGAGGAUACAUAGUCCAACAGUUUAGUAGUUAUAUGCAUGAAUGGGCAAAUUAAACUAUUUGGCAAGCAGAACCUAUGUUAACCUGCCCAACUAGCUUCAUUCAUAAUUUUUUUUUCCAUGAAUGAAGUUGACAGUUGUUAAUGUAAGAAGCUGCCAUAUAGCGAGUUGAAUAGAAUUCUUUGAGGGAGACCAUAUGUCACUUAUAAUAACACAGUGUGGGGUAGGGUGGGCAUUUAAUAGCAGGUAUAAACCAAAGGGAACAACACAGCCUUUUGCCCCUAAACAGAUGCCCGUUUCAUUGUGCGGUAUAAUGCUUGAGUUGAAUUCUUAAUAAAACUUUUUUUUUUUUUUUUUUAAAUACCUUGCGAUCCUUUUCUGCUCUAUUGAUCCAUUAUAUGUAUAUUAAGUGACUAUUUCAUGCUAAUACACUAGUUAUUCAUGACCACAUCCCUACAGCUUCUCAUUUAUUUUUAUUUUUAUUCUUUUCCACCCCCAGCUCAGAACGUAACAGUGGAUGAUGUCAUCACAUCGUACACUCAAGCCUGCCAGAAGCUCAACUGCAAACAGAUUCCCAAGCUUAUUCGACAACUUCAGGUAUGUCUGUAUCAGUCUAGAAAGGGUCGUUCCCUACGUAUUUGUGGGAGCAUAUAUUGAUCUAUACGCUACAAUCUGGACGUAUGGGCCUAUGUCUGGCAUUUUCCCUCUAUCUUACUGCUUCUGAAUGUUCUCCGUGCCAUUUGCACUCUAUUCCUGGAUAGGAUCACUUUUAUUGGAAAUAUCUGAACCCAAUACCUUCCCGUAAGGCCACGUUGCCAGGUACAGCCCUGUCCAUCCUGAAUGUUAACCACUGCAAAACCUAGACCCCCUGUUACAAACCACCUCAUAAUAUAAGACUACGCUCUUUCUCCUCAUUCUAUAUCUUCAGUCUACAGUAAUUUCUGAGUUUUUAAGGCAAAGUAAGAGCUACUUUGUAUUAUGUACACAUGUGUUUUGGCAAAAUGAAGAGGGCCAUUCAACAAGCAUCUUCUCACUUGUUAUCAUGGCAUUUGUGCAAGAGUACAAAACUAACGCAGCCUUUUGUAGAUCUUUCUUCUAGAAGCUGAAAAUCAGAAUGUGCAGCUCGAGCAGACAAAAUGUUUUUAGAUAAAUAGAUCUCCCUUUCCCUACCCCGGGGUGCCACCAAGCAGACGGCACCUUCAAGGGAUGGGGUUCUUUGCAAAAAAAAUAAUAAUGUAAAUGCUCAACACUCCUCAAAGAACAUUACUCUUGUAAUUGAUAUACAUAGUCUGUGUACGUAUUUAAAAUAAUCUGCAUUUUUCAUAUAGUGCAGUUGUGGGUCCCAACUUUGCAUAUACUACUGUUAACUUUGUGUAUAGUUUCUAAAUUAUAUGAAAAAAGUAAUGAAAUCUGUAAUUCAUUUAUUAAAGCUGACACACUACAAAAGCUGAAAGCGCAAUAUCAGAUGCAGUUAACGUAUCCUGUACCUUUUUAAACGUGUUAGUGUUUUUUUUUGUGUGUGUGUAUAAAUAAAUAUACUCCGGCGGAUGUGAGUUUUAUCUGUGCGGGAUAACACGAUGACACAAAAAAGGACCUGUCUUUAGGCAACAUAACAAACACAAAGCCUAGCCGAGACAGACAAAGCAUGCCUUUAUUUAUGUCCCUGGACAGGAUGUGACACAGAGGUUGAGAUUGGUUUUAUAACCUAAAGACACAAUAGGGAGCUGUCACUACCGGACACAUAUUAAGAGUGCCCCGUUCUCAGAAUGAUGCAACAGAGAGGACACAGGAUUCUGCACCAAGUGACAAUGACACUUCCCCCUAUCACAUGUCACUUUCCAUGGCUAGACCUCAUAUUAAUUACCUUGCAACUGGGUCACUAGCCUUUAGAUUGGCGUAUGGAUAAAGACAAAUGUGUUUUUGCUGUUCUUCUAAACUUCUUAGUUUUGGGGGGAAUCUAUUCCAAUAUUGUGUUAAUGGGAUUUUUGUUUUGUUAUGCUAGUGUCAUUAGAAAUGGUAAAUAGCCUUACCGUGAACGUUAGAUGUAAGCUGAUUAGAGUACUGUUAUUACCUCCGUUUCCCUUUACCAAAUAUGUUUGUUAGUGCGCUGAUGUAUUGAUUAUUUCCUACACAGUGGUGUGCGAUAUGUUAGCACUUUAUAUAAAAAUAGAAUUGUUUAGGAUAUUCAGUAUUUAGAAUAGAAUAAUCUAUUCCUAAUUUAUGCAUGAUCUCCGUUUGGCAGACCUAAAAUUAGGCAUUUGAAUUUGUCUGGGUUUAUUCUCUAAACUGCGAAUUACAGAUCUUAGGCUAUAAUACCUGGGUCAAUUCUUCUAUAUGGACGCAGAGUGUGUUGUGUGCUAAAUACGAACCAUGAGCAGACAAUUGCAAUCUGAGAUUCAACACUUUAGCUUGGGUUAAAUCUGGUGGGUCUGCCGCAUGCGUAACUUAACUGUAAAUAAACUGAUAUGUUUCAUAGAAUACAUCUAUCUCUAGCGUUUUUCUAAGCUCACUGUUUGAAUAUUCCAGUCGGUGCUAUCUGUUCCAUUUAUGAGAAUACUUGCUCUACUGUAAUGUUUGGAAACUGUACCUGGGCAGAAUAUUGUGAAAGGUAUCCUUGUACAACAUAUUGGCUGAAAUAAGACCUUACAAUGUCCAGAACUAUAUUUAUUAUGUGAGAGAUUUGUGGAAGCAGAAAUAGUUUAGCAGCUUGCCACUUCAUGUAUGCUUUAACCUUUCAAGCCUAGCGCUCCCAGCCUGGUCUAAAUACUCAGCUCCCUUAUUCUUAUAGGAACAGAUGGGGCUAUUCACGAGAGGGUGAGAGGAUUCUUUGCUAAAAGAGUGUUUGCACAGAUAGGGAACACGAAGUCAGUUGGGUGUGCCUGGAGCUAUUGUAUUUGACCACUGCCAGUAUACUUGCCAUCUCCACUCUCCGUGUGUGUGAUGGCUCUAAAAAUCCACUUUCUGGAAAGUGUUUGACCAGCGUUGUGUCCGAGCUGUAGAUAAAAAUGUGAGUGCUGAGACUGGGAGCGAAGCAGACUUAAUGGGAGGAAGUGGAGAAAUAAUCUGGUAGAUGAAGAGUCUGAGCGAGCUAGGGACAAAGUAUAUCCAUAAAAAUAAAAUGUACUGUGACACACCUUGCUGUUCAAACACAGCUAUUUAAUGCACCUAUUGCCGAGGUAGAAAUACGGUGCAGCCCAUAAGUAUUAGGUCAUAGUAACUAGUUUUUCUGUCUUUCAUUGGGCUUGAUUGGAUCUGUCAUUAAGAUGGCGAACGUGCAUACUGUCAGCUUUACCAUGAGUCUCGAGUAUUACAUCCAUAAAUUACAAACUUCGUUGUAAUUAAAGCCUUUCAUAUAAAUAGUUCCUCCUUUUUAGGGAUCAGAAAGAGUACUUUGUUGCAAAUCAUUUGUAUUUUAUUUCUGCCUGAAGUAUUUGGCCUAUAAACAUGACCAGAUGUUGGAUAUAUUCCCUGGUGAUACUCGUCCUGUUUGUUUCUGGGUAUUUUCUCUUCGUUCUAGUGAAACACCAGUUCAGAUGGAUCCUUUCAGAUAUGCGAUCUCUGCAGACAGGAUAUUUCUGUGCCUACCAGAAUUUAUCUUGCUAAUUCCAGUGUCCAACCUAUACCACUACCUUCAAGUUUCCCAAAUCCUGUUCCUUUCGUCACUUUUAUAACACGCCAUCCUUCAGAGGCAGGUUAAUCUUUAUCUCCUCCUCGCCUGUUCUUUCCGGAAUCUAUUGUACCUGGAAAUUGGUGAUCUCAUCCCCACCUCCACCACCAGGUGUUAUGUUUCCUCAUUCAUUGCUUGUUCCUGUUAACAUUUGUGAUAGUUUAUCUCUUAUUUGCUGUUUUAUCCCAUUAAAGAGAUGGUAAAAGCAGUUCAAUAUGUUGGUGCUAUGUAACUGCUUACUGUAAUAACUAGAAUCUGUCUGCCAAUGAUUUGGGGUAAACCCUGACUUUAUGCUGAUGUGGUCUUCCCAUUGGGCUACUUUUUGUUCUCAUCACAUCAAACACCCUCCUCUUAUUGUCUCCUGUGGUCUUUUUGUACACUGACCAUUUGUUGUUAUGGAGUUUACCAGGAGAUCUUACUUUUUGCAGUGGAAUACACCAUUGAAUAAUCUUUGUUUCACUGAUUCGGUUAUUCUAUUUGUGAGAAUCUUCUGCGUCUGCUUUACUCUCAUUGACAACUCAUGAUGUCUUCUUUGAACAGAAGCAGACUCAAACUAAAAAAAGGAAAACUCGUAUUUUCACCUUUUUGAAUUAUCAGCUUGACCUAGCAAUGCAAUGACAUACUGGGCCAACAGGAGAAAAGACAGCUGUCCAAUUAUUUUUGAUCCACUGAAAUGGAGGACCUAUGCAUACAAAGGACAAUAUCUCCAACAUGGGUGCAAAUACCUUGAAAUCAAAGCAAAUUAGAGCCCUCGGUUUAUUGUUUUGUUUGAUAUCCAGUGUGCUAGCACAUAGAGCCAAAACUACUGCUGUCCAAGUAUUUAUGGAUUCCACAUUCUAAGUUGAAGCGACAUUUACAAAGCAUACUAAGCAUUUUCCUUCAGUUUUUAACUUCACACGUCAAUGAAUCAGAAUCCAUGUGCCAGGAAAUAAUUUUGCUUCCUUCAUGUUCUGAGCCGGAGAGACAAAACAGCCUUAAAUGGAAAAUAACAAGUGCUGUCCUCCUUCACUCCCACCCCACUCGGCUGCACGCAGGACAUGAGUUUGAUUCAGAUCACUAUGGGCUUGGGGGUCUGCAACGCCCUGCCUAAAUAAAUACAGCCCAAUAGUAAGAUCUAAUGUUUAGUAAUCUGCCCUGAUCCCAUGCUCUGCCUGAAAAGUAGAGUUAAAAACACUGGAAAAAUAGGUUUGGUUGUGUUUUUAAAAAAAAAAAAAUUAUUUUUUGGGGGGGUUACGAGGGGUGAUUUAAAAAAGAAUAGGAUUUUCCACUAAACUAUGAAUGAAACCCACAUUGUAAAAACUAGGCAAAAUCAUAUGUUGUAGGUGUGGGGGGAUCUCCAACUCUGCAAUAGCCACAGUGUGGAAUAUUUUAGUUUAAAUGUCGCACAUCAGAUUUAAUUUGCAAAAGAAUAAUGAGUAACUAUCUUUCUUUUGUGCAACUCUUAAAAGGUUUGCAGAACUAAACCUGUUUUCCUGCUCUGACCUAUGCCUCCAUAUUCAUUCAAAAAGAAACUAGAAACUCACAUAUGUAGUGUAACAUAAUUUGUACCUGAUUUUCAAGCUUAAAGUUUUACCCAAACAAAACACUGUUUUUGGCCAGAGUAACCCUUCCUAUACUUGUCUCACCUACCCAAAAAAACACACCAUUCCUUUAUUCCAGCGCUGAGGCCAAGUUCUCCCUGCAGCUGAGCUUCCUCUGUUAAUAUCACUCCCCUUAAUCCGAAGGCAAACUGAGGGGAGGACAUGGGUGGCACGGAGGAACAACGUGGGACUUGCUGCUACUGUCUGUCUGACACCUGCAUGCUGUUCAUGCUGGCAUCAGAUGCCAAAUUUGCAUAGAAUUCAGAUUUGCCACCCUGAACUGUUGUUCCGGUCUGACUAAUGAUAACCCAGUGACACAGAGGGGUCGAUCUCUUCAUAGUGAAACCUUGCACAUACAUACUCCAACCUCCGUGACCACUUCAAAUCAGUGAAAUGGUUAUGGUCCUUUAAUGUAAAUGGUACUGUUUAUUUUGCUGGUGUAUUGUGCGAAUAUUUAAGCUCCUUUACAAAAAUCAAUACAUUAUUUAUAGUGGAACGUCAGAAAUGUAGGCACACAGUGUCAGUACAACGUCAAAGAAAUGUUUUCUCUGUCCCAGUUGUGGGAAACUGGGAGCUGCUGAAAGUCAGAUUCUAAUUGGCUGCUGGUAUCCUAUUGUGUCAUCAAGAUUGUUUGUUUAUUAUCGGUACCUUCCGCUGGAUCAGAAAUUUACUGAGGUUACUGUGACAUUACUGUAUCAACUACAUCACGCUCUUAAAGUGCACACAUAAACAGGCUAGCUUUGGAUUUACAGGGCUAUUGCUUUGCCAACCCAUUUACCUGAGAGUCCAUGUUGCACAUAGGAGAAUUACUGCUCUGUGAUAGAACAUAAUCAUGAUGUCAUUUACUCUUAGUGCUAUGCUCUACAUUUAUUUUCAAAACAGUCUUUUUGUCUUGCAGGGUAUGACUGAUCUUUCGGGGAGAGUGGAAAGUCUUGAUCUGAAAGGUGAGUACUCUGUCUAAUGGCCUCUAAGCUCCAGGUCUAGCUGUUUCUCUCUGCUUCUCUAGAUAUAGUGUAGGAUAGAAUAUCCCUAAUGCUUAUCGACGCCGGUCUUUGUCCCCCCUUUUUUUGUUUUGUUACUGUUAACUCCCUGUUCUCCCCUUCCCCGGAGAUAUAAUCGAAGAAUGACAGAUUCUGACCUCUCCCUGCUAAAUCCAGUUGUAGACGUAUACGGUUCCUUCUUUCUUCCUAAGCAAUUAGGCCUAGAAUUGAUGAAGUCUUAGGUUUGCUAACUGUGACUAUUUAGCAGUAUUUGCACUACACCUACCAUAAUCAUCCCAUAACGUCAAACAGCUGACCGAGGACUAUGUGAGUUGUAAUGUAAUAGCUGUUGCACAGCAAUAUGACUGUACAUGUAUAAAAUAUUGGAUCUUCCAUAGGUGAACGCUUAGACCAUAAGGCCUGUGAGGCUUUGGAGGAGAUAUUCAAGAGGGUCCAGUUUAAAAUGGUGGAUCUUGAGCAGACCAACCUGGAUGAAGAUGUAAGUCUAUUUCUUAGAUUAAAUCUUGGGAGGAGAGGGGGGGGGGAUCCUUGCUGUUGUUUUUUGUUUGCCUUUUUAUAAAAUAUAAAUGAUUGUGUUCAAGAACAUCUGGCUGACCAUCACUGUAGUUAAAACCAAACACUGCAAUAUGUGUAAAACGGGAGAGAGAGUCUAUAGCAAGCAUGUCAAACUCAAAGGCUAAAACGGGCCAAAUAAACAAGAUUUAUGUCGGCCACAAAAAAACAAAUACUUCUGUUUCCAUAGAAAUUGCCAAACGUACAGUAUAAAAUAAGUUGCCUAACUCGGGGAUUGACAAGUUUGCUUUCAAUCUAGGAGCCAACUAAAAAAGUUAAGAGCCAGGUAUUUUUUUUUUUUUUUUUUCAACAACAAAAAUACACUUCUUAAAGGAACACUAUAGUCACCAGAACCACUACAGCUUAAUGUAAUAGCUCUGGUGUAUAUAGCCUGUCCCUGUAGACUUUUCAAUGUAAAGGCUGCCUUUUAGGAGGCUGUCACUCAGAUGGCCACUAAAAUGUCUCCUAUAUUAGUCCACAAUGUACAGCACCUACAUUCAGCGUCUCCACGCUCUGCAUGGAGAUGCUGAACGUUCCCCAUAGAGAUGCUUUUAAUUAAUUUAAUGCAUCUCUAUGAGGAGAUGCUGAUUGGUAAUUGAUGAACUCCGCUACGGAGGCGGGCCAGCUACAGCGAGACCGGCACGGCGCUGGAAAAAAAAGAUGAGUAAAAACAUAAUUCCCAAUGCGAUCAGAGGGGGCUGGUGACCUAAUGACCUAAACACACACACGCACAUUUUUAGCCACCCUCCUACCUUUUCGGCUCAGGAGGGUGGCUCCCUUGGGGUCCAGUGGGCUGGCUGCAGUUAAUGGGAGUAGGCCGCUGUGUUUUACCCUCUCUGUAAAGCAAGCAUGUCAAACUCAAAGGAUAAGACAGGCCAAAUAAACAAGGUUUGCGUUUAUGUGGGCCGCAAAAAGACAGAAACGUCAGUAAAAGUAUAGUAUUAAAAAAGUUGCCUAACUGAAACUGGACAUCCUCACCUUCGUAGGGCUUCAAAGUAAACAAGAGUGAAUUUAUUUUCAUGAGACGAGCAUUUGCAUAUAGCCAAUGUUUCAGUCCAACUACCUUGACAUAUUGAGAAAUGUUUGGUAAUGGGACUAAAAUGGUGAAUGUAUGCUGUUGCACAGCUGUAAAAAAACAAAUUACGUUAUCUUGUUGAUUUUUGAAGUCCUAUGAGUGUAUUCUUCACUUUUGCGUAGAUCAUCAAACUUGAUGAUCUCUGCCAAUCCAAUGCUUUCCCAUCGGAAAGCAUUUGAAAGGCUAUUGUGCAUGUGUGGCAAAAAGCUGCACAGCCAAUCAGCAUCUCCAUGCAGACCCAAUCUAACACACUGCCCCUUCCCCCAUUCUAAUACUCUGCCCACAAAUCCAAUACACUGUCCCCUCCCUCCACUCUACAUUGCCCACUCCUCCACCCAGAUCUAAUAGACUGCCCCGUAAUCUAAUACACUGCCUCUCAGUCCUCUUUUCUAAUUGAAUACGCUGCCCUCCCUCCCCCCACCACUCUAAUACACUGCCCACUAUCUCUCCCAAUUUAAUACACUGGUCCCCUCCACCAAUUUAAUACACUGCCACCUCUCUCUUUAAAUGAAUACACUGCACCCUCCCCCAGAUGAAUACACUGCACCCUCCCCCAGAUGAAUACACUGCACCCUCCCCCAGAUGAAUACACUGCACCCUCCCCCAGAUGAAUACACUGCACCCUCCCUCCCCCAAAUUAAUACACUGCACAUUCCCUCCCUCAAAUUAAUACACUGCACCCUCCCUCCCCAAUUUAACACACUACACAGAAAAGUCGCCCAAACCCCUAUUUUCCUACCUUCAGAUGAGCUCCCGUCCAGCUCCAGCUCUUCUCUGCUCAAGCAGGCCAGGCGCUCCUCUGGCACUGCAAGCAAGAGGGAAGGGGGAGUGGCCUCUCUGCACUAUUGCGGCCGCAAGAGCACGCAAUCGCCAUGGGAAAAAAGACAAGAAUCAGACAAAAAAGAUCUUUCCUAUCUUGCGGCUGGUCGUGACCACUGCACAAAGCGGCCCCAGGGCAGGCGGGCCGUAAAGAUAUUCACUGUGGGCCGCUGCUUGGUCUAUAGUAACGCACUGCAUGUUUUGUACAGGACAUAAAAUUGUGUAGCUCAUGCCCAUCCAGAUAGUAUUUGGCCACAGCUCCCUUCAUCAUUCUCUUGGGUGAGGAUCUUCAUAGGUUUCCACAACAGACAGAAACAUAGAAUUUGACGGCAGAUAAGAACCAUUCGGCCCAUCUAGUCUGCCCAAUUUUUUUUUAAAUACUUUCAUUAGUCCCUGACCUUAUCUUAUAGUUAGGAUAGCGUUAUGCAUAUUCCACGCAUGCUUAAUAGAAACAUAAAAAAUAAAAAAAUCAGACUGUUAGUGGUGGGCAGAGCACGUCAACGGCCACCGGGAACUGCUCUGAUGGAGCAUCUCGCUGGCCACUAUCCACCCUACACUACAGCCCCUGUACUCAAGAUGUAUGACACCUAUCUUUUGUAGACAGAAGGUUAAUUUAUCAUAAGCAAGGGGGCUCUGUACUCCUAAGGGGCAAUUUUGGACUGUACCAUGAGUGCUUAGGAAGGGCAUCUUGGCAAAAGGAUUCAUAUUCAUUAUCCUUUAUAAAUAGUCACCCAUUAAUCCUAUAAAUCCUCCACAGGGAGCCUCCGCAUUGUUUGAUAUGAUUGAGUACUAUGAGUCGGCAACACACCUCAACAUUUCCUUUAACAAGCACAUUGGCACCCGUGGUUGGCAGGCGGCUGCUCAUAUGAUGCGUAAGGUAAGAUCGCUUUAAGUGUGAAUAGUGCCCUUAAUCCCCUUGCAGUUAGUUACGUUGUGUUUUGGUAGUAUUACUUUGAUAAAAAUGUUCUACUUCUGUUCCUCAUGCAGACCAACUGCCUACAGUACCUGGAUGCUCGCAAUACUCCCUUACUGGAUCAUUCAGCUCCAUUUGUGGCCCGUGCACUCCGCAUCAGCAGCAGCUUAACAGUGCUACACCUCGAGAACUCCAGCCUGUCUGGGAGACCCUUGAUGUUAUUAGGUUAGUGAUAGUCACAUGAUAAAGAUUGGGUAUACCUUCUGUCAAAGUUCUCUAUGCUGAAAACUGAGAGGACGGUGAGAAAAGCGACCAUACAAUAAGACUAUACCUUUUGUAGCACAACGUAUCAAUAAUAUUUUACCCUAAUUCAUUUUAAAUUCAAGUUGUGCUACUAUGACAGGUAUACUUUUAAGAAGCCUGUGAUAUAUCCAAUUGCACAGUGUAUAUUAUAGCUUGUCUGUCGUAGCUGUGAAGGUCAAUCGAAAGUUCCAAACAAUUAGACAAUCUGCUGUUUUAGAAUUAAAAACUUACAACCUAAAAAAUCAUCAGUUUGAGAUAUCUUGCCAUAGCAUUCAGGUACCAUGGUGUCAGUUUAACUUGUAUCCAAAGCAGGCAUCUGUCAUUCUUCCAUGUUUUUACUGGUCUGUGUCUUCUAUCACUCUAUUCUAUCACUGCCGCAAGCGAUCAAUAAUGUGGUCAUAGCUCAGAUUACAAGUAUAUAGUUUAAGUUGUAAGAUGUGUUCUCUCUCCAGUCUUGUAAACACAUUCAUUAAUCUUUAGUCCACUCCUUGACAUGUCUACCUGCUUCAUCCAUGCCACUCUCUUGGUUUAGCUACUGCCCUAAAGAUGAACAUAGUAUUAAAGGAGCUAUACCUCGCGGAUAAUCGUCUCAACAAUCUCCAGGAUUCAGCUCAGUUGGGAAAUGUCCUAAAAUUUAACAGCUGUAUACAAAUCCUGGACUUGCGGAACAACCAUAUUAUGGACUCUGGUAAGUGUGACGUGUCCUGUUUCUAUUGCCAAGCCAUUGUGUGAUUUAUGAGUCUAUUAUUAAACUAAAAAUGACCCCCCCCCCCCUUCCUCCCCAGCAGGCCUAUAACAAACCACAAUCAACUUGGGGAAACUGUGUAUAGCAGUCAUAUGACUGAAAUCUAACAUUUUCGUUGUUGAAAAGAACAGUGUAAAAAUGGGCAAUCUACAUUGACUAGCGGUGCCUUGUUUAUUUAGCAUAUUAUAUUGGAGAUAGGUUAGGCAUUUUUAAACUUAGAAAUCUGAUUUUGGUUUUCAGAACCUCUUGCAAUUUUAAAGCAACGUGUUAUUUUUUUUCAUCUACAUUUCAUCUAGGUUUAUACUUUUCUGUGCGAUAAUUGAUGUAGAAUGCUGUAUGGUUAUUCCAAGUGUUGUAUUGGGUCAUGAGAUAUAACCCCUCUUGUAGUAAAUUCACUGACUCCAUUCAGAAACUGAGAAAAGGGAAUAAUCCCAAAAUGCAGGAUAAUAAUAAACUCUUUAAAACUGUGUAUCUUGGAGUCCAAACUCUAACAUGGCAUGUGGAUCGAAACCUGUGCCUGUAGACAUUUUCCUCCUGCAUUAUCUUUGCCAUCUGGUAAGAUGCUCCCACCAAACUAAUGUGGUGCAUCGCCGUGCCAGAUGCUUAGGAUGUUCUUGGUGAUGUCUACACUCCAUCAUCCCUUUUCCACCUACUCCCAGGUCUGGCGUACAUCUGUGAGGGACUGAAGGAGCAGCGACAAGGCCUGGUCACCCUGGUUCUCUGGAACAAUCAGCUGACCCACACUGGCAUGGUGUACAUGAGCAUGUGCCUGGUGAGGCUGACAUCCGUCUUGAGGGCUGAAGAGAGUGGGGGUGGGAGGUUAAAGAAACGGUUUGUAAACUUGCCCCUACUUUUUCUUUCUUUUUUUUUUUUUUAUUACUAUUUAAUUUUUGUCUCCAAGCACCACACAUAGAUUAUUUAUUCUCUUCUCCCUCUCUCUCUCUCUCUCUCUCUCUCUCUCUCUCUCUCUCUCGUGUUUCAACAUUUUCUUUUUAACUCAAUCUUUCUCUUUUGCUCUCAGCCUCACACUCAAACUUUAGAGACCCUGAAUCUUGGCCACAAUGCAAUUGGUAAUGAAGGUGUACGUCAUCUUAAGAAUGGGUUGAUUGGGAAUCGCAGUGUGCUGCGCCUUGGGUUGGCAUCUGCCAAACUCACCUGUGAAGGUAAUGCAUAUGACAAUUGUUGGAAAAAAUAGUUUUUAUUCAUUAUCACUGUAUUAAGUGGCAUUAUAGCACCUACAGCUCAUGAGUUUAGUGUCCUUUCAGUAUUUAAGUGUUUUUGUUUUUUUCACUUCUUCCUUUUCCAAUCUUGCCACCUACAGGGGCAGUAGCUGUUGCAGAGUUCGUAGCCGAGUCUCCCAGACUCCUACGUCUGGACCUUAGAGAGAACGAAAUUAAAACAGGAGGUCUAAUGGCGCUGUCUCUUGCACUCCGUGUCAACCAGUCUUUACUAAGGUUGGACCUGGACCGCGAACCCAAAAAGGAGACUGUGAGUUUAACAUUUUGUUAAAAAGCUCUCCUCCAUCUCUGAGCAUGCCCUAGAUCAGGGGUGCCCAGAAGGUGGAUCCCCAGAUGUUGUAAAAAUUGAACACCCAUCUUGCUUUACAUGCCUUUAGCAUGACAAAUACAUCUGGGGAUCUACCUUUUGGACACCCCUGCCCUAGAUAUUCCUAUCCGGUCUGUGAGACAUGCUUCUUUGUAUUUCCUUCACCUUCGUUUACAUUUUAUCUUUAUUCUCUCCUUCCCCCUCCCCCCAGGUUAAGAGCUUCAUUGAAACACAGAAGGCUCUUUUAACAGAGAUACAAAACGGCUGCCGACGAAACUUUGUGUUGGUGAAGGAAAAGGAGGAGCGUCUCCAACAAUCUGCUUCUAUGGUGGAAAUUGCUUGUCCUGCCUCUGAAGAUCCUGAUCCUAACCCUGAGGAUUCCGUCACUGCCGCUGAAGGUUCCGUCACUGCCCCUGAGGAUUCUAUCACUGCCCCCGAGGAUUCUAUCACUGCCAUGGAGGACAGCACAUCAUCUCCUGAGAAGCAAGAAGAUGGAGAGAUCACAACUGCCACAGAUCCUCAGAGGGAUGAGUCAGACUCUGAUACAGAGGAGGAGGAGGACCAGGUGGAAAGGAGGGAAAACAAGCCAACAAGUUCUCAACCCCAAGGCACCCCAGGACAAGUGGCAGUUUCUAGCCCUGGCAGAGGUCACAAGGUGUUCUUGGUGACACGUGUGGAGAAUCCAAAUGCAACUGAAGGGGUUAGGGGAGAGGGUCCUGAAACUCGGGGAGUAAGGAUGCUCCCCAAAGGUAUCCGUGCACUCACCAAUGGACUUGAGGCGGAUUUGGUACAGGCAACACAUUGCUGUGAUGGCAAGGCUGGGUCUGGUAUGUGUUACUCAAUGUGCCAGGAUCUGACUCCAAAUUUAUCCUUAUGCACCACUUUUUUUUUUUUUUCUUUCUCACUGCAUAACAAUAACAAUUUCUUUUUCAUCCCUAUUCAUAUUUUUUGCCUCUAUUUCACUUGUGGAAGCUGUCAUUCUUAAUUUCCGAUCACAUCCUGCAGUUCUUUUGUUGUUUAUGCAUUGGGUCAGACAGGAUUGUUUCCCUACACUAUGAUCAGCCCUGGUGGGCUAUUUCUCCGCUCUGACACAAUCUGCAAUUCAUUCAACCCAAAUAUGUUUGGUGCUGUGGCAUUCUUGGUAUAACUAUAUUACUUUUGAUAUUAGUGUAGAUGAGCCUGUCUAACUUUAAUUUCCUUACAGAUUCCCAUGUGACGCUUAGUGAAACCGAAUUGGAGGCUUUGCUACAGGAUGCUUCUAGGGAACCAGACCCGUCUCUAAACUUUGUAUCACUGUAAGGUACGGAUCAUCUAACCCUACUAAAUUCCCCUGUAAAACAGGCAUAUUUACUAUACCGCUGGUGGCAUGAAGCCUGAGUGGAAAAAGCAAAUAGGGAAAUGUUAUUCACAAAAAUCUGUAGUGCCAGUGAUAGCCAGGACGCUCUUGCACACUAAGCUAUAAAAAGAAUAAAGACAGAGCCUUUCAAUUUUUUUUUUUAAAAGUGCAGAUUUCAAUAGAAAUAGGCAAUAGAAAUAUUCUACAUCAACCUUAUUACACCUCUCCUGCUGUCAAUCAGCAGAUGGUCCUGUUAUUUCCUGGUUGUUUAGCUCAAUGGAGCUAAACAAAGGAGACCAACAAUUCAUUAAACACCUGCCUUGCAAAGAUUUCUCAACGAGCUGUAAUGCAGCUAAUUAGGAAGUCUGUGAUUGGACAGCUACAGAAAGUCUAUGCAGUGGAAAGAGGGAAAGACUUGCAAUAGCUGCAGAUACUAGAUCUGUAGCUAUUGCAAGCCAAGAUUAAGCAUAUCCCAGAGAAGAGAAAAACAAAUUACAUGCAUAUCUUUUUGGAGUUAUGUCUACUAAACGGUUAUAUUUAAUGUUAUUGGUUUCCUCAUCCACCAAAUGCACCCAGACUACUUCAACUGAAUGUUUUAACCCUGCAAUGUAAAACAGUACUGUUUAGUAGAAACACAAUGCUUACAUUGCACGUUUAAAUACUCCCUCUAGUGGCUGUUUUUCUGACACACCAAGGGCGCUUUCACUGUGAAAACAGAAACAGAGUUCUCACUGCUAAACUCCAUUAGAUUGUAGGAGUGCAGUGCUGACUCCAUGAAGAGUAUUGGAUUAGACUAUUAGAGGGACUGGAUCUGGACACUGGGAAGAAAGAUGAGUAAAACAUUUUUUUAUUAAUAUAUAUAUAUUUUUUUUUAUUUUUAUUUUUAUUUUUUUUACUUUUUACUAACAGGUUUGUAUUAAUGCUACAGUGUCCUUUUAAUGGUUAUUAUAUGGUUAUUAUUAAUCUGCAUGCUUUUUGUUGUUUUGGUUUUCCCUAUGGAAUCACUAGUGGUAUCACCAAUAAACAGGCUAACCAACAGGUAGAACUCCACUUGUUUCCAAACUACAACUCCCUUUGCCUUCCCCAUGCAUUUAACUGGACUUCCAUUGCACCUUCCAUAAAACUGACCACAAAUAAUUUAAAGGGACACUGUAGGCACUAUAAUGAUCUCAUUGAAUGGUUAUAUUACCUGGAGUUCCAUGUCACUGUCCCUCCAUUCAGUGUUAAACUAUUUUGGAUCAGUGAAUAAAGGGACACUCCAGGCACCCAGACCACUUCUGCCCAUUGGAGUGGUCUUGGUGCCAACUCCCAUCACCCUUAACCCUGCAAGUGUAAUUCUGCAAUAAUUAUAUUGCAGGGCUAAGUCCUCCUUAGACAGCCACUAUCCACAGCCACAAGAGGAACUUCUGAGUUCUUAAAAACCGAAAAGUGUUUUAAAUGACGCUGGACGUCCUCACGCUAUGCAUGAGGACCUCCAGUGUUGCUGGAAUCCUCAUAAGAAAGCAUUGAAUAGUGCUUUCCUAUGUAGUGGUCUAAUGCGCACAUGGGGCAUGCACAUUACGUCUCCCACAUCGGUGUGGAGGAGCGUGGGCAUAGCCUAACCCAGCGCCGAGGAACAUCGGCGCUGGAUUCGGGUAAGUCACUGAAGGGGUUUUAACUCCUUCAGCAACAUGGGAUGUGGGGUGGGAGUGAGGGGGGCGCUGCAGGAUUCUGCAGUGCCAGGAAAACUGAGGAAUUCAUGAUGUGCUAUGAUUGUAAAGUAAAAUAAGAAGAGAUGUUUAUAUAUAGUAAAAUAAAAAAUCAGAAUGUAAAAAAAAAAAGUUUCAAAUAUUUUUGAGAACUAAGCCUGCACCUCCAGCACUACCCACAUGGUGUGUUAAUGUAGAAUAAAACCGUAAUGCAACAUUAAAGGGACACUAUAGUCACCAGAACAACUACAGCUUAAUGUAGUUGUUCUGAUGAGUAUAACCCUUGCCUUCAGGCAUUUUCAUGCAAACACUGCUUUUUCAGAGACAUGGCAGUGUUUACAUUGCUUCUAUGGACACUUCCAAGUGGACUCCUCAGAUGGCCACUGGAGGUGCUUCCUGGCUCAGUGCUGCACAGUAGGCAGCACUGCUGUUCAGCGUCCCCACGCUCUGCAUGGGGGGGGGACACUGAAUUUUCCUCAUAGAGAUGUAUUGAAUCAAUGCAUCUCUACGAAGAGGUGCUGAUUGGCCAAAACAGUGUUUGGCCACGCCCCCUUGCUGAAUUUUAGCUAAUCCAGUGCUUUCUCCAUGGGCAAUUCUGAUGUCACCAAGGGGGCAGGGCCAGCACCGGAAGACUUGCCCGGCCCUGGAAAUAAGGUGUUUUUAUGAAGUUUUAAGGGGGAUGAGGGGGGGCAAGCCACCUAAAUGGUGAGUUUUGCACUUUAAAUGGGUAAAAUUAAUACUUUUAGUUACUGUGUGAAAAGCUGACUAUUUCGACAGAUGCAAAAAAAAAAAACCCACAAAAAAACAAACCGAAACAUUAGUACUGGUUUAGAGUGGACUUCUGUAGCUGCCAAACUGUGCAUUCCAUUAUGAUUCUUAAUGCAUGGCAGGCUACAAAUCAGUGCAAUGUACCUGUGGUCCAUUUAUCUAGAUAUUUAUAUAAAACACCACAUAAGUACAUGUAAAUGUUAGACGAAAGCAAGAUGGAAUUCAAGAAAUGCUUGUUGGUAUUUGCUGAAAGGGAAACCAUCAGUCUAGAGACUGGGGGAGGCAUUUAGAAAGUGUUCGUAAUGGUGGGAACAUUAGAGAACGAAAUCUAGACCUGAUUUUAUUUUAUUAUUUUGUGUCCCUUCACAGUGAUCUAUUAUAGAAGUUGGUAUCCUGAUGUUAUUUCAUGGCUUCACUACUAUGCAUAAACAGUGUUUUUUUUUGUUUUGUUUUUUAUGGAUAAGUUGAGCCAAAGAAUGUGAAUGUGUAAUAUAUUCAUCCUACCUUAGGACAUGAAUGCUCAUUGUAUCGAGAAGGCUGGCGUGAGGUUUCCUUCAUGUGGGUUGUAGCCAGUUCCCAUAUGUGGCAAUCCAGAAAUAAAUCCUCAACCCAAAGAAGGGUUACAAACAGAAGUGCCUUUAAUUUGUCAAUCAUAGAGAAAAAGCUAUCCGCAAUAGGGGUACUAAGGAUGGUGGAAUCGGUGUCUGUUUUGUGCUGGAAAGCACUUGGUCAGACUCCUUGCAGGACAAAGCAUCAACAUAUCUGAGAUGAUAAACGUAUCUGACCAUUUUUGUGGCUUGGUUGUUUUGCUUUAAAACUUGCCAUAUUCUUCAGUUGCCAAUGUAUUCAAUAAGCCCCACUUUACUGCUUGUAUCAAUGCAUUAUAUCUGUUCUCCUUUCUCCAAUUUGUAGGGUGAAUUCUUCCUGCUCUUUGGGGGGGGUGGGGGCUACAUCUUCUAAAUUUCCUGGAUCCUUCUGAAACCCCUUUUUAUCUCGCCUUAAAGAAUGGGGCCUUUUAAGGAUCGUAAAACACGGGUUUCCACAACAAGACUUUUCAGGCGAUCCUGAGCCCACCUCCACGUGAUGGCAAUAAAGGCGCAUGGAAUUCCUAUUCACAAUAGGAUUUGCACAAGGUAAAUUAAGAAUCGCAUUAAAGAACACUUGGGUUCCACUACUUUGGGAUUUUCCAGAGAGAUGAUGACAUUUUCCACUGUGCUGAAAGUGACACAAAGCUGGAUCUACCCCUCACACUGGACUGUUACCCGCUUUAGGAGAUUUGUUUUGUUUUUGUUCUGUUCUGGACUUAAGUUGGACCCUUGAACUUUGUCUACACUGCUUAUUGCCACCAUGUUAAAGCUCUAAUUAUCUGCAGUACCUUGAUAUAGGGUUUACGUAAUAUAAUAUAUGCAUCUUAUUUGUAAUGUUCUACCUCUGUAGCAGUGAUAGCUGCCCCAUAGCUCCAAAGCUGUUGUGGAAGUAGGCAUACAAAGCAUCAUGGGAAACAUAGCUUGACAGCUGGAGAGAUACCUGCUGGCUUGCAUUGCUAUAGACGAUUAAUGGGUCUGACCGUAUAGUAUUCACUACACUGCUUGUCCUAUAAAGCAAGUCUGUGUUCUUCCCCAGGGGGUGACAUGGGUUGCUAGAUUUGUCCUACAAAAAUAAAAUAAAAAUAUUCACUACAUGCUGUAUGGCCAGAAAAUGCUAGGGUUAUAUAGGGGUUUAUCCAUAUAGGGGCAGAAAAUAUUUAUUGGUCUGAAUGACCCAUGGUUUGUGGUUAUGGGGCCAGAUCCAAAUGGUAAGACCACCCUCAAUAAUACAGGAUUUCUGGAAGAGCCUAGAACGUAUGUUGGAGGUGUCUCCAACGGUAAGGUGGUCUAUAUUUUUCCAUUAGGGAAGGGUUUUUUUAGGGGUCCAAUGAUACAUUACAGUCUUGGCUGUUCUAGAACCUGCUCCUUGAAUCAGGCAUUAUUCUUUAACUACACAUUUCAAGGCAUAGACCGCAUCAGCCCCUCAGAUUGACCAAAAAAAUAAAUAAAUCUGAAUACUUUCUUUUUCUCUGGUGCUCCUAUAUCCACCUGCACUUAUUAUAGGAGUAUGGCUUACCUUACCCUAUCUGUCAGAAAAUCACUACAUUCAAUGUGCACUUGAUAUGUGUGUAGGUAUUGCGAAGGAAACUUUAUAGAGUUACUAGUUUAGCAGUAAUUUCCAUGUGUCCCCUUCUGCUGAGGGUAUGUAUGGUUGAUCUAAUAUAUAUAUAUAAUCCCCUGCUUCACCUCCCACAGGUUUAAGGCUUUGGGAUGUGUUUUUCUUCUAUUUAAGAUCAGUAUGGGGCCUAUGGACUCCAGGCCUGAGAUAGAAGGCGGCCAUUUUGAAUCAGGUAACACACUGUAAUACUGAGUUGUACUCACACAUAUACAGACCUAAUUAAAAUACAUGCUGCUGCACUUAUUUACUUUAAAAAUCACUGAAAGUGACAUCGAUGACCUUUAAAAAUGCUUAUUUUUUGGGGGGGUUUGUUUUACGAUGUGUGAGCAAGUGUAUAAAGUUUGUAUUGCUUGACACUUUUAAACAGAGCACCUCCUCUUCUUUGUUAAUGCUACUUGUUAUUUUAAAAAACACGUUUCUCGGCAUAGCAGUUAUCUGUGACAGCAAUUUACUAACAGAACUGUGGGAAAUUAGGAGCUGUGCAUCCUGGGAACAGGCGAGGCAACUGCAUCAUAUGGCAUAUGCAGUGUUUAUUAGCCUCUCCUUAUCCACUUCGUUAAAUGAACUGGCAAAAGGGCCAUUAUGCCGUAACCAGGGUCAAUUUUAAGGGCAAACAGGAGGAGGAGUCUGUCAUAAAGGGUUAAUUUUGUAUAAUGUAUACAUUUGCUGGCACAAUGUAUUUUUAAACAAAUUUGGUGUGUAAUUUACCCUAAUGUCAAUUUUUGUGAUAAAGGUAUUGUUACGGAUUCCCCCGCCCCCUUACAGUUCUUUUCAAGCAUGUUAUAUAUUUUUAUCCCAUAAGAAUCAAUUUUAUUUCUUCAAUCUGCUCUUCCAAAAAAGCGUACCUAUCCCGGUUACUUUAUACAGGUUAGAAUGCUAAAUCUGUUAUGAAGAGUGAUUUAGAGGUUGUGUUUAUUUUUAUUUUUAUUAUUUAUUUUUUUUUUACAAAAUCCGUAACUGACAGUACAGAAAUUGCAUCUUAACAUGUGUUACCAAUUUUUUUAUUUUUUUUUGAAAAGCGUGUUUUUGGAAAACACCCUCAUGUUAAAACAUAAAUAAAAUAAUAAUUUCAUGGAGAGCUUGCAAUAUGCGGCUGUCAUCAAGAGUACCUUUUUAUGGGUUGCGAUUGAUCCGAUUUCCCAAUGUACAUAAAGUUUAUAAUGUAUAAUGUUGAUUAAAGCAUACAGUUUCUGAUGGAAUGUGUAUCUAAUGAAUGCAUUUGUAAAUAUUUGUGUUUAUACGAUUAUAUGAACGCUGCCCACUUUAGACACUAAUAUCAACCAACAAAUCGUAUCUAUUAUUCUAGGAAUCAAAACGGCUGCCCUCCACUAAAAAUAACCCAAUUCUCAAACCUCAAAUGUGAUUAUAUAGGAAAUGCAAGCUUCCCAGUGUGCAAUAUUACCCUUUUAUUCAUACACACUACUUUCUGCAUACCCCUUCUUUCACCUAUAUGGUUGACCCUUAUAUACACCCUGCAAACUGUGCUGUGUUUUAAACAAAAAAAAAAGGUUUUCUUCCUUUGGUCAAAUAAAAGAAUUUCCUAUA
Messenger RNA from Pelobates cultripes (western spadefoot toad), 31773 nucleotides. NCBI's taxonomy places the organism in Eukaryota, Metazoa, Chordata, Amphibia, Anura, Pelobatidae. The record is from the annotation of a GenBank genome assembly.